Messenger RNA from Zea mays, 1282 nucleotides. RefSeq names its product dolichol-phosphate mannosyltransferase-related. Gene Ontology annotation, biological process: GPI anchor biosynthetic process. Gene Ontology annotation, cellular component: dolichol-phosphate-mannose synthase complex; endoplasmic reticulum membrane. The coding region runs from base 678 to 1019 and encodes 113 amino acids. Lineage: Eukaryota; Viridiplantae; Streptophyta; Magnoliopsida; Poales; Poaceae. The record is from RefSeq and is marked provisional. The transcript has 3 exons.
GCGCUCCCUCCCUCACUCGCUCUCGGUACGCAGGCGGCGGCGGCGGCGGCGGUGGCGGCUCUCAGAUUCGGGCUCUCAGCGACGGCGUCAGCAGCUUCCACUCCCGCCUCUCGCCAGUUGCCUCGCGCCCUCGCCUCCGGUCCUCCGCACACCGCCGGUUACCCUUCGUGCGUGCCUCUCUCUCUCUCCUCCCGCCUCCGGUGGAUCGUCAACGGCGCCCAGCCCCGGCGGCUGCGCCGCGCGCGGCCUGAGGGCAGCGGGAGCCAGCAACCGCUGCCCCACCAAGGCGGUCGCGCCGCUUUGGGAGCGCAUAUGCCCCAAAGCGAAAGCAAAACGUUACCCGUUCGCUUAGCGCUUCAGCGUGCGCUUACCGCCGCUUGUUGAACCCUGCUCAUUCUCAAAGGUCUAUACAGUUUGCCCAGCAAUCAAUCUAGAGUACCUGUGUUCAACCAAACCCACCAGCAGCAGCAUGAAGAUGGCCCAAAAUCAACCUUUAUAACGGCUUAUAUGUUAGGAUCUAUGUUUUGGAGAAAUUUGCAAUUUCGCCACCUAGAGUGUUGCUCUCUUGCUAUUAUGCCAUGCCACCUGUGUCUAUGAUCUGUGGACCUGUCUGUCUAUGAUUUGUGGAUCCGAUGGCAAAUUAGCGAUGCCCAGCGUUUUGAGUGGAAAAAUUGCAAAUGCCUCUAUGUUUUGCUUUUCAUCUUGUUAUUUUUUUUCUUUUUUAUGACAGUAAAACACCUCAUCCCCAAAUGAAGCACAUAUUCAAGAUUGCUGCAAUACUGGUAGCAAUCUCUGCUAUCUGGAUUGCUCUCCUUGAAACCUCCACUGUUCCUCGAAGUUAUACUUGGCUGCUUCCCAUCUACUUGGUAGUGGCUCUUGGAUGCUAUGGCCUUUUUAUGGUUGGAUUUGGACUUAUGUUCUUCCCAACUUGUCCUCGAGAAGCUGUACUACUGCAACAGGAUAUUGUGGAGGCAAAGGAAUUCUUAGGAAAGAGGGGUGUUGAUGUGGGCUCUGAGUGAGAUCAAUUUUAAGUGGUUGACAUACAUGUCUGUUUUGAAGGAUCACCAUUCUGUUCCUUGGAAUAGGUUGCUUUUUUGGGUACUGUAGAUAGGAAACAUAUAAUUCCACUAUGUUCAGCUAUUACUAACACGGUUUUUGUGAGUUGGCAUGUUAUAGUUCUGCUUUUGUCAAUGAUGGGGCUCACAUUGACUUGCCGGUGUUUUUCAAGUUUUAAAGACUGAACUGUUCUAGGAAUAUUUGGUUUCUAUCUUGAUUUCCCGUC